CACUGUUAUCACUCAUCUCCCGCCCGACUGAUAACAAAAAAAGUUUCGCCGACUUCCCAGUUCCGAAUGUUCGGUUUCGAUACUUCACGUUAGUGAACCUUUAACUCGUGUCUGAUCUUUAUUGAUAUGAUUGAGUUAGGGACCAACAUUAUUAUGCCAUGGUAAUGUACAAUUGACGAACUCUCACAGUUACGGAAUGUGUCUUAACUAGACGAGUAAACGACGCUUUAAAUAGAAAAUUUCGUAACGAUGGUUCGUACAGCUAUUUUUUCCGGAUCCAGUUAUCGACUGUGUAAGCGAUAUGUAGCGGAAAAGGUUGCCUGUGCAAUCAAUAAAAAUUCAGCAGACGUAAUAAAUGAUUUCAUAGCUAACCUGAAAAUAGGCAAAGGAAAUUCUAUGAACGAUAUUGGUUUCCACAUGCCUCUUAAUAUUAUUCAAAAACAUUUUGGAGCAGAUUCAUUAAAAGAUUUUAAAAUACCGAGUCAUGAAAUAACAACUUCUAAAUUAAAUCCUCAACAUGUAAUAAUACAUUUGAAUAAAUAUGAUUUUAUAAAUGACAUACUUAAAAACAAUAUUGAUUUAACUCGACAACAGUGUAUGCAGAAUUCUAAACCUGUCAUCAUUGAUUUUAGUUCUCCAAACAUUGCAAAACCAUUUCAUGUUGGUCAUUUACGUUCAACUAUUAUUGGAAACUUUAUUUCUAACUUAACAAAUUUUAUCAAUGGCCGUGUUGUUCGUAUUAACUACCUAGGUGACUGGGGACCUCAGUUUGGUUAUACUCUACUAGGAUUAGAACAAAUGAAACCAGAUAUGUCUAAUAACAAUAUGACAAUAGAAUCUUUACACAACGCAUACAUACUAGCCAAUCAAAUGGCAACAGAAGAUUCGAGCAUUCAUAUCAAAGCUAAAUCUAUAUUCAAAGAUUUAGAGUGUGGUAAUUCUACUUCUGAUAUUAAUAACCUAUGGAAUAAAUUUAGAUCAAUCACUAUUAAUGAAUUAGAAAUUAUUUAUAAGAGACUGGGAAUAGUCUUUGAUGAAUAUGAUUGGGAAUCAAAAUAUUCAAAGGAGAAAAUUCAAGAUGUUCUAGAACAGCUCAAUAAAACUGGUUUAUUAAAACUUAAGGAAGAUGGAUCUACUGUUGUGCUUUCUAAUAAUCAAGAAAUCACAAUUUUAAAAAAUGAUAAUUCUACAUUAUACUUAACACGAGAUAUCGCUGCUGCACUUAGACGCCACAAAUAUUAUGGUUCAGAAGAUUUAUUUUAUGUUGUUGAUAAUACUCAAAGCAAACAUUUUUACUUGCUGAAAUCCAUAAUUGCUCAAAUUAAUUCAAAUAUAAAUGUGCAUCACAUUCCAUUUGGGAGGAUACAUGGUAUGAGCUCAAGAAAAGGACAGGGAAUAUUAUUAGAUCAACUUCUAAAUCAGGCAAAAUCCACUAUGAACUUAAAAAGAAAAUAUUCUGAAACUACCAAAAUUAGUUCAACAGAUGAUAAUGAAGUAGCAGAUAUAUUAGGAGUAUCUGCUAUAAUAGUAAAUGAUCUAAAACAAAAACGAAAAAAAGAUUACAAUUUUUCUUGGGAGUCAGCAUUGCAGGUAAAUGGAGAUACUGGCAUUAAACUCCAAUAUACUCAUUGUCGUUUAAUAAGUUUAGAAGAAGUUAAUUGCAAUAUAACUUUACCCAACAAAGUCAUUGCUGAAUGUUUUACUGAAACUGUUGCAUUGGACUUAAUUUUAGAAAUAUGUCGAUUUGAAGAUAUAUUAACAGAAACUAACCAGGAAUUAGAAGCAUGUAUUUUAGUUAACUAUUUAUUUCGAUUAUCCAAUUGCAUCAACAAAGCCUUAAAAGUUUUAAAUGUUAAAAAUUCUAGCAGUACUAUUGCUCAGCAGAGAAUUUUGUUGUUUUGCAGAGCUAGAGAAACUCUUAGUGCUGGAAUGAAAAUUUUAGGAUUAGUACCAUUAAAAAGUAUGUAAUUUUAACUAAUUUUACUUAGUAAUUUCUGUUCUAAUGUACAAAUCUAAAGAAUAAAAAUAAUUUGUAGUUUUUA
Myzus persicae (green peach aphid) is the source of this 2042-nucleotide messenger RNA. It is a transcript of the gene ArgRS-m, whose product is annotated as probable arginine--tRNA ligase, mitochondrial. Gene Ontology annotation, molecular function: ATP binding; arginine-tRNA ligase activity. Bases 250 to 1968 code for a protein of 572 amino acids. Gene Ontology annotation, biological process: mitochondrial translation; arginyl-tRNA aminoacylation. The transcript is spliced from 6 exons. Gene Ontology annotation, cellular component: mitochondrion. The record is from RefSeq and is a predicted model, not a curated record. NCBI's taxonomy places the organism in Eukaryota, Metazoa, Arthropoda, Insecta, Hemiptera, Aphididae.